AUGGGUAUGACUGGCGCUGGCAAGUCAAGCUUGAUUUCCAGCGUGUUGUCGUGGUCGGGCACUAUCCGAAGAGCUGUGUCCAGAAGACAGCUGUAUACAGUGACAGACCGACUGCCUAUCUAUGAGAAGAACAUUUGGUCCGACUUGAAGUCGGGCGCUAAUCUGGAAGACAAAGAGAACGGGACUGAUAUGAGUGUCUUACAUUUCGCGGCCAGCAAGUUACCUGAUGCAGUGUCUCUUCUUUCGGCUUCGGCUUCUGCGAUUGUUGCCACAGCUUGGAACAAUGCAAACAACAAGGCCAUCAUCAGGUCUCAACACCAAGUCAUAGAGUCUACAAUAAACAGCGGUUCUCGCCUGCCCACAAUGAAUCCAAGCUUGACCGGGUUCGUGCUGGCCGUGAGCACGUAUUCGAUUGCAAUAGUCGUGUACUCGCAGCGACGUCGUGGAGACCGCUGGCAAGACCAGGCCAUACUCUUUGCACUUUCGACAAGUACUCUAUUGGGUCUUGGUCUCGGAUAUGAUUUGCAGACUACAAUCCUCAGUAUCGUAUCUUGGGCUGUCAUAGCUGCCCUCGUCUUAAGCUCUGUCAGCCAUGAGAUUGUACGCCGAGUCGGUACAAAUAAUGUCGAUCCGGACGACGCUGAGGAGAGACUCUUCGAGGUGAAACUCUGA
Molecule: messenger RNA, 672 nt
Organism: Aureobasidium namibiae CBS 147.97
Lineage: Eukaryota; Fungi; Ascomycota; Dothideomycetes; Dothideales; Saccotheciaceae
Exons: 2
Coding region: 1-672 (223 amino acids)
Source: RefSeq, a predicted model, not a curated record